ACUUAGCCAUGACAUGAAUGCGUUACACUUUGUGAACAUUAUACGAUAAAGAGAAAACAACAACAAUUCUAUCGCUUUAUUUGAUAUUCAUUCAGUCAUUGGCCUUUAUUUAACCAGGCAGGUCAUUAAGAACACAUUCUUAUUUACAAUGACGGCCUGGCAAGAGACAAGCACCACUUGGGGGAAAGGAAGUGGUUUAGGGAGUAAAACACAGUAAGAUUGUAGCUCUACAAAGGUAGAAAACCAUUAGGGCAUUUUUUGGCAAAGCAGCAAAAUAUGGCAGAACACCGGGACCUGUACGGGGUUUACCAUGCAUUCAUGCAGGGAUCCAUGCCCGGGCCGCCGGGACCUUUACGGGGUUUACCUGGGCAGAUGGACGGAGACAGCUCCACCACCGACGCCUCCCAGCUGGGCAUCACAGGGGAAUACAUGGCUUCCAGCCACUACGUUCUCCAGUCCCAAGAUGAUGAUGGAGAUGAAAACAUGAAUGAUCACGAUGACGGCAGCGUGAAAGAGAACUUCAGGGAGCAGGACAUAUAUCUUCCCAUCGCCAACGUGGCUCGCAUCAUGAAGAACGCCGUUCCUCAGACUGGAAAGAUUGCAAAAGAUGCAAAAGAGUGUGUGCAGGAGUGUGUGAGCGAGUUUAUCAGUUUCAUCACGUCGGAGGCGAGUGAGCGAUGCCACCAGGAGAAGAGGAAGACCAUAAACGGGGAGGAUAUCUUAUUUGCCAUGUCCACACUGGGCUUUGACAUGUAUGUGGAUCCACUGAAGCUCUACCUGCAGAAGUUCAGAGAGGCCAUGAAGGGAGAGAAGGGGAUUCCAGGGGUGCAGGUGGGGGAAAGCCUUGGCGAGGACCUCACAGAGGAGAGCUUCACAAACCCACUUCCAGCUGGGAUCAUCACAGCAGACGGCCAGCAGCAGAACGUCAUGGUGUACACCACCUCCUACCAACAGAUUCCCACGGUGCAGCAGAUCCAGUUCUCAUGACGAGGCCUUACCCCGAGUCCUAACACUUUGGCCCCACUGGAGGACGGUUUUGUGGGACGACCUCUGACCCCCCGCAGGGCGAAGGUCGUCAGUGGAACAGCACCUGGAGAAACCCUCAUACACAAGAGAAUCACUACCUGUUUUGUAGAAAGUGUAGUUUCUAGUUGUGAGGUACCAAAUGUUUUGGAGAACAUCCAAACCAGCUGGGAAAUUUGAGGCUUUUUUUUUUAAGUCUAGUCUUCUUAUAUCAUUUUGUGGUGGAAUUGUGUUGUACAUGUGCUAGCGUGUUUGCUUUUAUGUUUUCUUUGUUUCCUUUGAUUAGGGAGGGUAGGGUUCAUGGGGGGGAGGGGCUUUAAGGGUUAAUUUGGAAGAGCUCUGAGAUCAACGAGCCACAUUGUUACUGUCUGACUAUAUCAUGCAACUCUUUUUGUAACUUUAAACAAUUUACCAUGUGCUUUAAUGUUAUGGAAAUCCUUUGAAUAAAAAUUCAAAUGAUGCUUUAAA
Cololabis saira (Pacific saury) is the source of this 1491-nucleotide messenger RNA. RefSeq names its product nuclear transcription factor Y, beta a (gene nfyba). Gene Ontology annotation, molecular function: DNA-binding transcription activator activity, RNA polymerase II-specific; protein heterodimerization activity; RNA polymerase II cis-regulatory region sequence-specific DNA binding. Gene Ontology annotation, biological process: regulation of transcription by RNA polymerase II. Gene Ontology annotation, cellular component: nucleus; CCAAT-binding factor complex. The coding region runs from base 277 to 987 and encodes 236 amino acids. The transcript is spliced from 7 exons. The record is from RefSeq and is a predicted model, not a curated record. Lineage: Eukaryota; Metazoa; Chordata; Actinopteri; Beloniformes; Belonidae.